Messenger RNA from Chelmon rostratus (copperband butterflyfish), 5063 nucleotides. RefSeq names its product HMG box domain containing 3 (gene hmgxb3). The record is from RefSeq and is a predicted model, not a curated record. The transcript is spliced from 21 exons. Lineage: Eukaryota; Metazoa; Chordata; Actinopteri; Chaetodontiformes; Chaetodontidae. The coding region runs from base 170 to 4042 and encodes 1290 amino acids.
GAAGCUUCUUUACAGACAUUUAUUCAUCGCAAAUUCUCGAUUUAAUAUGAAGCAUAGACAAAUCUCAGCAUGAAUUAUCGUCGGCUCAAUGCCUGACUUAUUCGGCGGCUUCUAAGGGUUGUUCAGAACAGAUUUUAGAGCAUCGGGCCAUCGUAGAUCUUUGGAAAUCAUGGAGAAAGUGGAGGUUUUUGAGGUUGUGAAAGUAACUGAGGAGGUGGAGAGCUGCUACAACCAAAUGGCAAUGACGACCCCCAAAAAGAGGAAGAGUAAAGGUCAAGAAGACAAUGUUGAGAAACCUAAGAAGCCUAGGUCUGCCUACCUGCUAUACUACUUUGAUGUGCACCAGGUUAUGCAACAGGAAAUCCCUAAUCUGCCACAGUCAGAGAUCAACAAGCGCAUCAGUGAGAGCUGGAAAAGGCUCAGCGUAGCUGAGAAAGCCUACUAUCUGGAGAAGGCCAAGUCCGAGAAGGAGGGCAUAGACACUUCGUCCCUCAGCCCUUCCAAAGACCUGCCAGGCUUCCGCAAAAUCCUCCCCAGAGCCAGUUACUUUCUCUUGUCUAAAGGCUGCUCUCCAAACCACCAGCCGGGAGCCUCUCAGUCAGAGGUGACCGUGGAGUCUGUGGACCCUCCAGUGGAGGGAGGCCUGCCCUCUGUCUCUCUCGCCCAAGAGCCCCAGUUCACACCUCUUGGGUUGGCCGGUGAGGUGGAACUUACCGAGCAGCCUGUCGUCGUUGAUGACAUAGCAGAGGAAAUGGCAGUGGUGCCUCAUCUCACGUACCCCCAAGGAAUCCCACCCUCCUCUUCCUCUUCGGCCUCAUUCAAAGCCCUGGCUGCCACGGAUGUCCAUGUCUCACAGGGCUCUGCCGACCUUAUGGCCGGUGGGGUCACGCUGAAGGGAAAUGAGACAAGAACUGCUGGCGGUGGUUAUGUUGGGCCGACGGUGCAGCAGAUACAGGGAGAGGCUACGCAGGUGGUUGCCAUCAUACCCACCCAGAACCUGCUGGAGCCCAAGCCUUUGGCAGGUGUCAGCACUAUGGGCCCAGUGAUGAUGGUCUCUGUAGGAGCCAGCAUUGAACAGAGUGCCAAACCUUCAUAUAAGAUGUCUGUGAAGACAUACACCAGGAGAGGUCGAGGGAGGUGUUUAAAUCCUGGAUGUUCAUUUGUUUAUGUCACCCGCCACAAGCCACCAACGUGCCCUGAGUGUGGGAGCCACUUAGGCGGAAAGUGGAUACCUGCUGAAAAGAAGACACAAGAGAAAGAAGCUGCGUCCAAGCCACACAAAGCUGAGGCCAAGCAUAAAGACAGCUGUCAGCCCGCACCUCCUGCUGCUCAGGAGGGAAGUGCCGAUGUCAGUAAAACAAACGCCACUGGGAGCAAAAAAGAAGGGCGAGUUCAACGGUGCGCCAGGAAGCAGCAUGCAGUUCCUGCAGGGAAGCCACCAGAGGGCAGCAGCACCCAGGAGCAGGAACAGACGAAACAGGUGAAAGACAGUCUUAAGGGUGCAACAGUCCCAGGUCAAGACAGAAGCAGUGCCGCUGUUCAGAAGAGGCCUGUGAGACCCAUCCUUCCUGCCUACUACACCACAGGCCGCACUGUGUUCCAGAUCUUAACUGUCCCAUCUGACAAAGGAAAAGUUCAGAGUGCAAACAACAAUAAAUCAUCCGCUGUGCCUCGAGAGAGCUUCUCAGGUCUCAAACCCAGCACUUUAAAGCAGCUUGGCCAGACGGUCCCGACAACCACAGCCAAGCAGGAUUCUUCUGUCCCAGCAGAUGCAAGCCAGCCUGUGUCUUCUUUGGCUGACAGGGGAAUGAAUAUCCUGUCAUUGGUGCCUUUCAAACAACAACACACUGUUUCCAGCUUUGAUUUGGGGCUGUCUACAGCACGAGGACGGGGUCGGUGCAAGAACCUGUCCUGUGACUACAUGUAUAAGAACAGACACAAACCUGCAGUGUGCCCUAAAUGUGGCUGCGAGUUGACCCAGAAGAAUGCCAAGGGAGCAAAGGCUGUGACUCUGCUCGAUCCAUACAAGGCCCUGAGUCCCGCCCAGAAGGACAUCCAACGGCAAAAUACCUUGCAGUUACUGCACCGUUCCCUGCAGAUUCCUGAGAGCGAGACUGAGCUCGAGGAAACGUUGAAACUCAUCCAGGAGCUCAACUGUCUGCAGAUCGUCCUGGUUCAGCCGGGCGACCAGGACCACAAGGACAGCGUAGAGACAGAGACGCUGGUCGAAUCUGGAUGGCCUCGGUUCUACGAAUCCGCUGCGACUCACUGUGGCCUGUGUAACUACCCUCUCUUCAAAGGAGGUCAGAGUACUGUCGCAGGACAAGAGGACUGCUGGCUGCUCACUGAGACACUCAUCCAGACUGCCUCCCUCCAGCUCAAGGUGUGUCUCAACGUUCAGUGUCUGGCCCUGCACAGCUUCACUGACCUUCAUCCAGGUUUGUUCAACAUUGGUAACAGACUGCUGGUUAGCAUCGACCUCUUCCUGAAGGUCAGGGCCAGUAUCAAACUGGGCCAACCCCCCUCUCAGGCAGCCAGGUUUAUAUUAGACCACAUCCCCAGUCACCCUGUCCACACCCUGAAUCCAAAGGAGUUAUCUCAAAUUCAGGAGCUCCUCCUGAGUGGCUACUGGGCCUUUGAGUGUCUGACCGUGCGCGAUUACAACGACAUGAUCUGCGGCAUUUGUGGUGUUGCUCCCAAGCUGGAGAUUGCACAGCGCUACUCGAACAACGUACUGGAGCUGCAGAACGUGGAGUUUACCUGGCCUGAGUUUUCAGUCUCCGACGAGGUGCAUGUGGAUGAUUUCUGGCUGACCAUGGAAAGUGAGGCCAUCGAACAAGCUACUUUCCCCACCGACAUCCCCAACACACGUGUGGACGCGUCUAUCAUCGCGCCCUUCAUCCCCCCACUGAUGAGGAGUCCCACUGUUAUCAACACAGAGAAGGACAAGGUCCUGUCGCACACGCCGCCGCCCUCAGGAGAUCCGUCGGUUUUAGUGCGUCUCAUUCAUGAUGGUCAGCUGAGACUCGACAAAAUUGGAGAUCACAGUGAGAACGAGCUGAGAACAAUACUGGACCGCUGCGGGGCGAGCAUCACCCCAGACGCCACUAAGAAUGAGCUGCUGGCCUCCCUGAUCUCCUUGUACACACUUGUUCAUAGUGGCCUCACCACAGCCCCACAGCCCCCUACACACCUCACCGCUGGCAAGCUGUCCAAGGUCUGUCCCCACAAGGUGGUGUGCGGCUCGAAAUACUUGGUGAGAGGAGAGACGGCUCGAGACCACGUAGACCUGCUGCUGUCCUCUCGGUACUGGCCCCCAGUCUACGUCAGUGACUGUGCUCGUCAGGUGGCGCUCUGUGCUGACAUGCAGUACCCAGAGCUGGCAACCCAGAUGUGGGGCAGGAACCAAGGCUGCUUCUCUGACCCUUUCGAAAAGCCAGAGUUUGUGUCGUGCGCUGAGCUACAAGACCAGCCCUACAGCGCUGACCUGGUGCUGGUAGCAGAGAACCAGCAGGUCCACCCCAUCACCAAAUCCUCUUGUUGCUGGCUGGUUCAUCCUCCUGGAGCUGCCCAGGCGCCUCCUGCUCUUCCUUCAGAGCACCACUCCAUGGUCCUCUGCAGAGAUCUGGAGCCCUACGUCAGCCUGAUGGCUGAGCUGGAGAAAGAGAAGGAGGAGGAUGAUGAUGAGGGCGCAGGACAGAAAGAACAGACGGACAAAGCUGAGAAUGAUUCAACGGAGAAAUCAGACGACUGUCCCUCGGUAAGCCGUGUGCGGCGGCAACCUGUGGUCUUUAACAACACUGCUUAUUACUACCUGUACAACCGCCUGGUAGAUUUCUUCACCAGCAGGGACAUCGUGAGCCAUCAGAUCAACCAAGUGGUGAAGGCCUGCCAGCCUGGGGAGGUAGUGAUCAGAGAUGCCCUGUACAGACUGGGGGUGGCACAGAUCAACACAGAGAAAGAGGAAGAUGAAGGAAGUGGGAUGGAGGGGCAGACACAAGAGGGAGGGACGGAGAUGUAUGAGGUCGUGCUGUCUGAAUAGAAGUGUUCAGGAUGGACAGUCAGAGGAGAGGGAUGGACUGGAUGUCAAAGAUGGCUGCAUGCAGAGACAGGAGUGCAGACAAAUCAAGAGGCUAGAGGACCCUGAGGAAAGUGUUGCCAGAAGGAUCCAGGAGUUAGGAAGCGAUAUGGCGCUCACCCCCAAUAAUAAGCAGAAUAAGAAGAAUUAUUCCGGAGCACCGGCCUGCACAGCAGGGCAUCUAAUCAGCUGAAUAUUGUUGUCAGGUUUUACUGAUGUGAGGAAAGAGGCUGAAUUUGGGUAAAGUGAGUUGAAUUUUGCAGGAAUGGACCUUUUGCAGUCAUUGAAAAAAGUGGAGAGUGGUCAAUCGUGUUUAUUAAGAUGCUAAAAAACAAAACAAACAUUUACAAUGUCUUCGUUGAACCAUAUCUAAAUGCAGUAACAGUGAGUGCCAGAGUCAAGUCAUAAAAGUCAAGGUGAUGCAGGCUGAAUGUCACAAUUAACAUUUCAAAUGACUAAAGAAUGUAAACGUGUUUCGUGUCUUUUACCAACAGGGUGCUAAGAGUUAAAAGUAAGUGUGAAGUUUGCAGUUAAAUUCAAAGCUCUCCUGUGACUGAAAGAAUGUAAACAGGAUUUUAAUAUCUCAGCUGCUUCAAGCCUAAAUGUAUAUAUUUAAUCAUGAAGGAAAUGUAUUUAUUUCCCUUUUAUGUCCACAGACGUGUCUGCUUUACGUUCCACACACGUUACCUCUCACCUGCCACUUGUUGCCUUUUGGACUGAUGCUUGCAUUUGAAACGUGACAAUAAAAUGUGUAUGUGUGCACUGUGCUGAAUCAUCACGUGGGGAUGGUGGUGACCUUUGGCCUUGGCUUUGUUUUGCAUUACAUUUUCUUCUCAUGAAGAUCCAUUCAAUCUCUUGUCUCCCUGUCGACCAAUCAGCAGCCAGCCUUUUAGAGUAAACUGAAGAUACUGAAUAGAUCUGCCUGCAUGAAGCACAUCAGAGAGAUUGCUGUUUUAUUCGUACUGUCACUAUUAGCGAUUCAGAU